ACAAAGCAAAGUUUCCCUCUUUCCCUCUUCAACUCUUCCUCAAAAUUUUCACAUCACAUUUCCUCUUCUCCAUUUCCAACAGUGUAAGUACAGAAAGUCCGAAGUACUUAAUGAGGAUGAGAUGAACAUUACAUGAUCAAAGACAAAAUACCAAGGACUGUCAGACUCUUCACCGGCGACUGCGAGCUCUGUCACCGUCGGAAUCUUCACCGUCAGCUGUCCUUAUUUUCGUGAUCUUCUCCUAGCUGAAGGAAAAUAAACUCAAAUCUCAAAACUUAUAGUGAUCAUACAGUGCUAACUGCAAAGCCACUUGGGAUGAAAUUGAUAUGCUCUCUCUCUCUCUCUCUCUCUCUCUCUGUUUAGAAGCUAUAUUUGUUUGUGAGCUCAAGCAGCCUUUGACAUGGCAAAUACGGAAGAGAUGCAAGAGUUACACAUGGCUGCUUCAGCUUACUAUAGAAAUGCUUCCAAUGGACUUAGGCAACGAGCAAGCGAUUUCUUCUAUUCAAUGGAUAUAAAUGGCGAUGGGGGUGUUAGCUUUAAUGAGUUAUACCAAUUCUUCUUUCAAAACGGAUACAAUAGGGUCAGCUUCAAUUUUUUCCAGAGUUUGGACCGCGAUGGAAAUCAGAUCUUGGAUUUCUCUGAAGUCCUCACGUUUUACUACAUCUUGAAAACCAGGGUUGUGUUCUGUGCUUGCUGUCAAAAUUACCAAUUCGGAAGGUAUUUCACGUGCGUUUAUUGCUUUAACAAUGCUAGAAAUACAGGCACGUACGACCUUUGUCCUACGUGCUAUGACUAUGGGGAAUGGAGGCAUCCUCACAGCCGUAACAACUUCUUGGAUAACUACGGCUUGCUCCGGGACAGGGCAGGCUUCCAUCCUGCCAGUGCCUCAAAUAUGUGGUGUAGUUGCUGUAGAACUAAAAAGCUAACGGGACUGUAUUUCUCGUGCGUUGAUUGCUUUAACACUGCUAGAAAUAGAGGCACCUACGACCUUUGUUCUAUGUGCUAUAAGGAACGGAGGCACCAGCACCAGCAGCGGCAUCCCCACCGUAUCCGCUUCUGGGAUAAUUACGUCUUGCUCCGGUACACGGCAGGCUUCCGUCCUUUUGCAGGUGCCCCAAAUUUUCAACGGGCACUAGUUCCGGGACGUGCUCCAUCUACAGCACAACAGAGGAUGAUGACAACAUUUCAAGCACUGGAGACGGGUGUUAAUGUUGUGAAUGCGGGUGUUAAUGUUGCGAAUGCGGAUUGUAGCAUCAUGUGAUGGUUUAUUUGGAAAUUUGAGGAGGACAAUGAUUGGCACGCACGAUGCAGGAAUCAACGUGGCUGACAGAAGAUUUUAUGUCUUCUUUCUUUGCAUUUAUUUUUCACUCCGCUUUCUUCUUUGUUAACAACUCAUCAAAUAUUUAUUCGUGCUCUGGUUUUCCUAAUGAGUGUUAAACUAGUUUACAUAAUUUAUUUUUUUACAAGUGCUUCGUCUGUAAUAUUUUCAACAUUUUCACAACA
This is a messenger RNA of Quercus lobata, 1503 nucleotides long. RefSeq lists its product as uncharacterized. Lineage: Eukaryota; Viridiplantae; Streptophyta; Magnoliopsida; Fagales; Fagaceae. The transcript is spliced from 5 exons. The coding region runs from base 401 to 1261 and encodes 286 amino acids. Gene Ontology annotation, molecular function: calcium ion binding. The record is from RefSeq and is a predicted model, not a curated record.